UGCUGCAGACGCAAGAUGGCGACGGCGGCCGCCGCCACCUCCGCUCCGGAGCCCGAAGCCGAGCCUAAGGCUGGGCCCGAGGCCGAGGAGGAGCACGGGAACGCUGCGAAGGCGGCCCGCGCGAGGAGCAAGGUGCUGACCCUGGAACUAGGCUGGGACCAGCCGGAGGAAGGCGUGAGCGAGAGCGAUGGCGACGGGGAGUACGCCAUGGCCUCCUCCCCCGAGAACUCUCCGGGGGAGUGCGAGUGGGAAUUCGAGGAGGAGGAGGAGAAGAACCAGCUGGAGAUCGAGAGGCUCGAGGAGCAGCUGUCCAUCAACGUCUAUGACUACAACUGCCACGUGGACCUCAUCAAGGUGCUCCGGUUGGAGGGGGAGCUGGACAAAGUGAGGGCAGCCCGCCAGAAGAUGAGUGAGAUCUUCCCCUUGACGGAAGAGCUCUGGCUGGAGUGGCUGCAGGACGAAAUCAGCAUGGCUGCGGAUGACCAGGACCGCGAGCGUGUGUACCAGCUGUUCGAGAGAGCUGUGCAGGACUACAUCUGCCCUAACAUUUGGCUAGAGUAUGGCCAGUACUCAGUUGGUGGCAUUGGUCAGAAAGGUGGCCUUGACAAAGUUCGCUCCGUGUUUGAAAGAGCUCUGUCAUCCGUGGGUUUGCACAUGACCAAGGGGCUGGCCAUCUGGGAGGCUUACCGAGAGUUUGAAAGCGCCAUCGUGGAAGCCGCCCGGCCCAUAGCUGGCUUCCUUUCCCCUUCUGACUGGGAACAAACCUUUGAUUCACAGCUUGAGAAAGUCCACAGUCUCUUCCGGCGACAGUUGGCGAUCCCGCUCUACGACAUGGAGACCACAUUUGCUGAGUAUGAAGAAUGGUCAGAGGACCCAAUUCCGGACUCAGUGAUCCAGAGCUAUCACAAAGCAUUGCAGCAGCUGGAGAAGUACAAGCCCUAUGAGGAAGCCCUGUUGCAAGCAGAGGCCCCAAGGCUGGCAGAAUACCAAUCCUACAUCGAUUUUGAGAUGAAAAUUGGUGACCCUGCUCGUAUCCAGUUGAUCUUUGAGCGUGCCCUGGUUGAAAACUGCCUGGUCCCAGACUUAUGGAUCCGUUACAGUCAGUACCUAGACCGGCAGCUGAAGGUGAAGGAUUUGGUUUUGUCUGUACACAGCCGCGCUGUUAGAAACUGCCCCUGGACAGCUGCUCUGUGGGCUCGAUACCUCCUGGCCAUGGAGAGACACGGAGCUGACCAUCAAGACAUUUCUGCAACCUUUGAGAAAGCUUUGAGUGCUGGCUUCAUCCAGGCCACGGACUACGUGGAGAUGUGGCAGACGUACCUUGAUUACCUGAGGAGGCGGGUCGACUUCAAACAAGACUCCAGUAAGGAACUGGAGGAGUUGCGCGCCAUGUUUGCCCGUGCUUUGGAGUAUCUGCAGCAGGAGGUGGAAGAGCGUUUUAAUGAGAAUGGAGAUCCGAGCUGCGUGGUCAUGCAGAACUGGGCUCGGAUUGAGGCUCGACUUUGUAAUAAUAUGCAGAAAGCUCGGGAACUCUGGGACAGCAUCAUGACCAAAGGAAACGCCAAGUAUGCCAACAUGUGGCUUGAAUAUUACAACCUGGAAAGGGCGCAUGGUGACACGCAGCACUGCCGGAAAGCUCUGCACCGGGCUGUCCAGUGCACCAGUGAUUACCCUGAGCAUGUCUGCGAUGUGCUGCUUACCAUGGAGAGGACAGAAGGUACUUUAGAAGAUUGGGACACAGCUGUUCAGAAAACCGAGACUCGCUUAGCCCGCAUCAAUGAGCAGAGGAUGAAGGCUGCGGAAAAGGAGGCCACCCUUGCACAACAGGAGGAGGAGAAGGCUGAAGAGCGGAAGAAGCUGAGGGCUGAGAAGAGAGCACUAAAGAAGAAAAAGACCCGAGGCACCGACAAGCGCAAGGCAGCGGAGGAGGAGGAGGAGAACGAGUGGGGCGGCGAGGAAGAAGGCCGAGCCCAACAGCCCCCCAAGCGCCGGAGGGUGGAGGACAGCGCACCCCCAGAAGCGGAAGAAGCAGGGAAGCCAGGGAAAUGGGCGGCUGGAGACCAGGCUCCGCCAGCAAAGCAGAAGGAGAAGGCAGCCGCGGCGCGGCGUGAUCUGCCCAAGGUGGCCCACGACAGCAGCAAGGACAGUGUCACGGUGUUUGUCAGCAACUUGCCCUACUCUCUGGCCGAUCCCUCUGCCAGGCUCAGGCCGCUGUUUGAGGAGUGUGGGGAGGUGGUGGAGGUACGCCCUGUCUUCAGCAACCGUGGGGACUUCCGUGGGUACUGCUACGUGGAGUUUCCCGAUGAGAGGGCCGCCCUGCAGGCCCUACGGCUGGACCGGACCAGUGUGGACGGGAGGCCAAUGUUUGUGUCCCCCUGCGUGGACAAGAGCAAGCACCCUGACUUCAAGGUGUUCAGGUACAGUACCGCCUUAGAGAAACACAAGCUCUUCAUCUCAGGCCUGCCCUUCUCCUGCACCAAGGAGGAGCUGGCGGACAUCUGCAAGGCCCACGGCACCGUGAAGGACCUCAGGCUGGUCACCAACCGGGCUGGCAAGCCCAAGGGCCUGGCCUACGUGGAGUAUGAGAACGAGUCCCAAGCAUCGCAGGCGGUCAUGAAGAUGGAUGGCAUGACCAUCCGAGAGAAUACCAUCAAGGUGGCCAUCAGCAACCCCCCUCAGAGGAAAGUUCCAGAGAAGCCAGAGGUGGGGAAGGCACCCCAUGGCCCUAUGGUGCCGAGGCAGAUAUACGGAGCGCGUGGGAAGGGGAGGACCCAGCUGGCCCUACUGCCUCGUGCCCUGCAGCGUCCGGGCGCGGCCACCCCUCAGGCGGAGAAUGGUCCAGCCCCUCACCCAGCGGUGACUGCCGCCCCCGAGGCGCCCAAGAUGUCCAAUGCUGACUUUGCCAAGUUGCUUCUGAGAAAGUGAGCAGGACUCCGCGAUUGGAAAUGCCUUAAUCAUGCGGCACCCCGGACAGAGGGCCGAGCACGGUGCUUGUGCCCAGACUCUGCUGAGCAGAACGUGCUCCACGCAGACACGGGAGUGCUCCCUCACAUUGAGGGCCGGCCCACGUGUGGGCCCAGACCAAGAGCAGAAGUAACGCUGGAACAAGGCCCUAGAGCCCUCGCCCCGGUGCUUGUGCCACCCUGGCCUGAGGCCCCGUCACGGCCCGUGUACCCUCCCUGUCAUCAGCAACACGCUGCCACGGCCUGUGUUAGUGAAGGCAAACACGUUUGCUGGCAUUUUGUCCAAGCUGAGGAUUUUUUGUUCUAUUUGUAAAUGACGGGUGGCCUGUUGUGUUUCCGAAAGCUAAAUCCUGCAGCCUUGGUUCUGUGUAGGAACCUGCGGUUCGCCGCUGGGGACUGCUUCUCAGCCCGGAGUGAGAGGGUUUCAGCCCUUUGCUUUGUUCACACCCCAUCAGCUCCCGCCUCCUCCAUGCUUCACCUGUUCACCCAAAGCCACGCAGCGCUCCUGGGGUGGAGGUGUCUGCCCAGCCCACCUAGCUGUGUAAAUAGAACUUUUCUAAGUUGC
Perognathus longimembris pacificus (Pacific pocket mouse) is the source of this 3528-nucleotide messenger RNA. RefSeq names its product spliceosome associated factor 3, U4/U6 recycling protein (gene Sart3). Gene Ontology annotation, biological process: RNA processing. Bases 16 to 2925 code for a protein of 969 amino acids. Gene Ontology annotation, molecular function: RNA binding; protein binding. The transcript is spliced from 19 exons. The record is from RefSeq and is a predicted model, not a curated record. NCBI's taxonomy places the organism in Eukaryota, Metazoa, Chordata, Mammalia, Rodentia, Heteromyidae.